Messenger RNA from Gavia stellata (red-throated loon), 942 nucleotides. It is a transcript of the gene MAP4K1, whose product is annotated as mitogen-activated protein kinase kinase kinase kinase 1. The record is from RefSeq and is a predicted model, not a curated record. Lineage: Eukaryota; Metazoa; Chordata; Aves; Gaviiformes; Gaviidae.
AUGACUCGCGACCCCCACCUCAUCCUGGCCGCGGAGGAGGGGAUCUUCACCCUGAACCAGAGCGAGUCCGAGGCCACGCUGGAGCUGCUCUACCACAGCCGCACCUCCUGGCUCUACUCCAUCGGCAACGUCCUCAUGUCCGUCUCGGGGAAGACCCCCCAGCUCUACUCCCACAGCCUGCUGGGGCUCUACGAGCAGAGCAAGAGGGAGCAGCGCCCGGGGGUGCACAUCUCCCCCCACCGCCUGCUGCCCAGGAAGAACGUCACCUCCACCAAGAUCCCCGACACCAAGGGCUGCCGGACCUGCUGCUGUGGGAACGGGCAGACGGGGUGUCACUACCUGUGCGGGGCGCUGGACACGGGCGUGGUGCUGCUGCAGUGGUACCAGCCCCUGCAGAAGUUCAUGCUGGUCAAGCACUUCGACUUCCCGCUGCCCUCGCCGCUGCGGGUCUUCGAGCUGCUGGACCCCGGCGAGGAGUUCCCCAGCGUCUGCAUCGGGGUCAGCCCCGGCCCUCGCCCGCGGCGCCCCGUCCUCUUCCACACCAUCAACCUCAACUCCCUCACCUCCUGGUUCGCCCACGCCGGCUCCGAGCCCUCCUGCCCCGGCCCCGUGCAGGUGACGCAGCUGGACAGCGAGACCGUGCUGGUCCUGCUGGACCGGAGCGUGAAGCUGGUGACGCUGCAGGGAGCCCCGGCCCGGGGGGGGGCGGCCCCCGACAUCCCCUUCGACGUGGCCGUGGAGGCCCGCUGGUCCGCGGCUGUGUCCAGGCCCUUCUGGCGCCACGGGGUGCAGGUGCGGCAGGUGGGGUCCGCACAGCUGAUCGAGGAACUGCGGGACCAGCGCUGGACCUUCCGCCUGCUCAGCUCCCACAGCACCCUCGUCCUGGAGACGCGCCCCACCGAUGAGGCGAACGCUUACAGCAACAUCUACAUCCAGGCGUGA